AAUAUCUGCUUUUGUUCUUCAAAUUUAAAGAAACAACUCAUCCAUAAAACGGGAGUCAAAGAAAUUAAUAUUCGUGCCGUGUUGUGCUGCCCCGUUUCGUUUAAUGACGUACAAAAGGAAGCCACUUUAAGGGCUGCUCAAUACGCUGGAAUCGAUGUCGUCAAAUUAAUCCCGGAACCAACUGCUGCCUUCUAUUUCUAUGGCAUUCAAAAACACGCAUUUAACAUUGAAAAUGAUAUCACCAAAAAAGAUACAAAAGUGCCUACUCGAUACCCUAAAAUGCCAACUGAAAUUAAUGAAGGAAUAUUCUUGACCUUCGACUUUGGAGGAGGAACUUUGGACACAACCGUCGCUCAACUUAAAAAUUCGAAGAUUACGUUUUUGGCGGUGAACGGGGAUCCGAAACUUGGAGGUAUCGACAUCGACUUAAAGUUGACAGAAAUAGUCAAAAUGAGGUGGAAAAAAGAAGAUGAAAAUAGAUUCAAUACUGUCUUUUUUGUUGGUAAGAAGCUCACUCCAAGCAACGAAAAGAUAUUAAAACGACGCGAAUAUAGACUUCGAAAAUUAGUGGAAAAGGCGAAGAUUGCUCUUUCAAUAGCACAACAAAGUGUUGUUGAUUUGUCAGAGUUUUAUUGUGGAGUUGAUAUUGACGAUGAUGUUAAAACACCGAACAUAGCAAUUUCAAAAGAAGACAUUGAAAUUGGAUGCAAAAAUAUUUUCCAGAGGUGUUUAAAUCUUGUCGCACAAACACUUUUAGAAUCCAAAGUGCCAAAGAACAAGUUGACUAAAAUUCUGUUAGUAGGAGGCAGUUCACAAAUGCCGUAUGUGCAAACGCUACUUGAGAAAGAAUACGGCAAAAUAGUUUUAAAGGAUUGCGACUGUAAUGUAGUAGUGGCUGAAGGAGCUGCUCUAUAUUGUCGCAAUAUGGCACUUCAUGGGGAAACAAAUGUGAAUGAAAUUACAUGUAACGAAAUUGAAAUGAGCGGAGUGGAUAGUACUAACAAGAAGGUGGUGGUACCAAUUAUUGAAAAGGGAACAAAAAUUCCUUUUAGUAACACGUUCCCCGUUUUUCCCAUUAGAAAUGACGUGAUUGUCGAAUUGUAUGAAAACAAGAAGAAAAUCGGCGUGUUCGUAAUUGAUAAGAUUCAGAAAAAGACCAAAAAUGAGUUGUUCGAAUGCGAAGUUAAAAUCAAUACAUUUGGUAUUCUGGAGGUAAAAUGUAUCGGGGAAAACAGAUGUGCAGUGAAUGUUGACAGAGAGAGGAUACAGACCGAAUCCGAAGAUAUGAAAAAGAAAAAAGAUUACAUCGAGUCGUUCUUAAGUUGCUGA
This is a messenger RNA of Entamoeba invadens IP1, 1329 nucleotides long. RefSeq names its product DnaK family protein. Gene Ontology annotation, biological process: cellular response to unfolded protein; protein refolding. Gene Ontology annotation, molecular function: misfolded protein binding; ATP binding; ATP hydrolysis activity. The annotation marks the transcript as partial. The record is from RefSeq and is a predicted model, not a curated record. Lineage: Eukaryota; Evosea; Mastigamoebida; Endamoebidae. Gene Ontology annotation, cellular component: cytoplasm. The transcript has a single exon.